AUGUGCUGGUCGGGAGAAGGCCGUGGCACCGGCGAAGUUACGGAACACUCGCCCGUGCGCACGGGGCGCACGGUGCACACUGUGCGCAUGGUGCGCACGGUGCGCAUGAUGCACAUCGUGCACAUAGUGAGCACGGUGCGCACGGUGCGCAUGAUGCACAUGAUGCACAUGAUGCACAUAUUGCACACGGUGCGCAUGGUGCGCAUUGUGCGCAUGGUGCGCACGAUGCACACGGUGCGCACGGUGCGCUCGGAAGUGCCGAGCCACCUGGCCUGGAGCCAGCCGUGCGCGGCGCCCAGACAGCAUCUGCUGUUGGACCAGUCUUUGAGCGCUGCGCCGAGACGCCCUCCCACCACGUGCGCCGAGACGCCCUCCCACCACGUGCGUCUCAUGUCGUCUCUGUUCGCUUCGCACCACGGGCUGCACUCGAGCCGCGACGGGCAGUCGGCGGCCGCGCGCGCCGGCGAGCUGACGGUCGACCACUGCGGCGAUGAGGCGUCACACAUGGACCGGCCGCGACCCGCAGAUGGACACCGGGCCAUGCCCAUGCCCGCGGCGGCCCCCGACGAGGAGGACUCCUGCCCGGUGAUCUGCGACCGGGACAUGCGCAGCCUGCACCGCAACGUGCCGGCUCUGCGCAGACACGACGUGGACACCUCCACCAUCCGCCAGCACUACUACCCCGAGGGCGGCUGGGGGUGGAUCGUGUGCGGCGCCGGCUUCGUGGUGCACCUGCUCACCACCGGCAUGCAGCUGUCCUUCGGCCUGCUCUACCUCUACGCCACGCUCCACCUGGGCGAGCACGCGCUCAUGGACACGGCGUGGCUGGGCGCGCUGUGCCUCGCCGUGUCGCUGCUGACGGCGCCGCUGGUGGUGGCGCUGUGUCGCCGCAAGUCCACGCGCCUCACGGCCGUGCUGGGUGGGCUGGUCAUGGCGCUCGCCUGCCUCUUCACGUCCUUCGCCGUGCAGAUGCACCAGGUCAUCGUCAGCUACGGCAUCGUGAUGGGGGUGGGCACGGGGCUGGUGAGAGAGACGUCCAGCCUCAUGCUCGGCAACUACUUCAAGCGGCGGCGAGAGUUCGUGGAGAUGGUGGUGCAGGCGGGCGCCGGCAUCGGCAUAGCGCUCUUCUCCGUCUUUUACAAGGAGGCCGUCGGCAAGCUGGGCUGGCGGCUCGGGCUGCAGGCGGUCACCGGCCUGCUGUCGCUGGCCUUCUUCGCCGGCGCGCUGUACCGCAGCGCCUCGCUGUACCACCCGCAGCGUCGCGCCAUCCUGCACCUCAAGAACCAGCGCAAAAAGGUGAAGGAGAAGAAGGGUCGCCGGCCCGAGAAGCCACCACUGCUCGACUUCUCUCCACUGCGCGUGCGAGCCGUGCAGAUGCUGCUGCUGUCGUCGGCCACGGCGGCGCUGGGGCUGUACACGCCCCUCUUCUACCUGGCGCUGCAGGGCUUCAAGGAGGGCUUAGAGGACAGCGCGCUGGUGCUCAUGCAGACGUUCCUGGGGUUCGCGACGACGCUGGGCUGCGUUGGCUUCGGCGUCGUGGUGGUGCGCCCCAGCGAGCAGUGCAUCAUCUCCCGGCAGUACCUCUGCCAGGCUGCUAUGGUCGGGGUUGGCGUGUCGCUGCUAGCCCUCAGCACGGUGCAGGGCUACCACGGCUACGUGCUGUUCGUGUGGCUGUAUGGCGUGUGCCUGGGCGGCUUCCUCUACUCGCUCAAGAUGUUCACCAUGGAGCGCGUGCGCGCCAGACACUUCACACGCACCUGGGGCUUCGUGCAAGGUGCCGAGGCGCUGCCCGUUCUGCUGGGCGUGCCCAUCACAGGCUACAUCAACCAGAGCCACCCCAAGGCCGGCUACUACUUCUCGUUCCUGUCGACGAUGCUGGGGGCGGCACUGCUGUUCUUCGUGGGCUGCCCCAAGCGACCGGAGCCGCCCUUGUUCCCCUCGCUGGCCCUGGACACGUGCUCAUGCCCCUCCGCGUCGCCGGCGCCACCGCUACGCCCGCAUCUGCCCAAGAGCAUCUCCUUCGCCACCACCCUGGACCUACCGGAGGUCCCUCCGCUGGGGUGCAUAUCCGAGGAGGCGCUCGUCGGGUACGAGUACCUGCCCGGGUUCCCUGGUCAGCGGCCACUCCGGCCCAGCAAGAGCGUGCCCGAGGGGCUGGGCUUGGCACGCAGGGAGUGGCACCGCCGGAGACCUCUACGCCACAUCACAGUCAUCGAGCAGAUGACCACCUCGGUCUGAGCUGCGUCGUCCUCGUACCAGCUGGUCUCACACACACGUUCCCUGGCCCAGCAAGAGCAUGCCAGAGGGGUUAGGUUUGGCACGCAGGGAGUGGCACCGCCGGAGACCUCUACGCCACAUCAGUCAUCGAGCAGAUGACCACCUCGGUCUGAGCUGCGUCGUCCUCGUACCAGCUGGCUUCAUACACACGCUCCCUGGCCCAGCAAGAGCAUGCCAGAGGGGUUGGGUCUAGUCCGCACGUGGCACCGCCGGAAACCCUUCCAUGUCAACCACCUUUAUCUGCCCAAAUGGUUAAUGGGUCAGCAGCUGACAAUGCAAAGAUGCAUAUGCUCGAUAGCCUGAGAUACCUACUGUACCGGAUCACCAUACAUGACCACUUUUCAAUGGCAUUUUCCUAACACUUUAAAUUCUCCUGGUCAGGGAUUACUUAAAGCCCAACAAAACUUACACCAGAGAACCUGCUGACCUCUCCCAAGUGGUUGUGCCACUACCUUACACCCACAUGCCUCAGUAUCAAGCAGAUGGUGAGACUAUGUCAACCUAUGCAGUGCUUUCUUCAGUCAGGCAUAACUCUCUCAUGCACCUAGCCUGACAGAACUCCCCAUGUUACGUGGGCCGGCAAAAUUUGGCCGCAUUUCAAUAUCAAAAACUAACUCUUCACUCUGCUAAUUUUCAAAUUGACACCAUCUUCAAAACAUAGUAGCGAGGUUCCUACAAAUGUGCCAUAAUACAAUCUUAUAAAAAUAGGUCUAAAAAAAACUUAAUUCAGCAUGCUAAUUCCUGCAUUGCCAACCAAUUUUUAAAUGUGCAACAUUUUAGCUCUCCGUAUACGGCAUCAAAUGGUGCCAACAAAAGUUCACAAUGUAAUAGGGAAACUUUAAGUAUUAAUUGUUGAAUUGUAAAAAUAUGGACAGCAUUAUAAUAAAAUUACUUGUCAAAAAUCAGGCCCACAGCCGGGGUAAAGUAUUUUUCCAACUCUUUUUAGAUUUAAUUGGAAAUAUAUAUAGUAUGUGGUUUAAAGUUUUGGAUUUAUUAACCAAAUGAUUCUUUAGUCAACAUAGCUGGUUCAGCAGCGAAUUUUUGUGGCAUAUGUGGAAAUGUGAGAUACACCUGAAAAAAUAAUUUUGCGUAUAUAUUAAUUAUCCUCUGCAUUAUUUUUAAUGUUCCAAGUUUCACUUUGUGCCAAUUCCAUAUUUCAGGUGCAUUUGCAUCUUGAGAACACAUGACUGCUCGUUAUCAGGGUUAGAUGUUACACAUCUCUGGCAAGUACUGAAAGAAUCGCUCACUUUUUUUGGCAGUACAUCACAGACCACCUGGUCACGGGCUACUCCAAGGCCCCAUGUGGCACAUUUUCAUUUUUCUUGUCUAACGUUCUGUGAAAAACUGUUUUUAAGUUCCAGAUUGGCUUAAAAACAUUGAUUUAGUGUUGCUUAAUUUUUUUCAUAUUUCUCACUUUUCUUUAGAGAUUAUUCCUACCCCCAAACCCACAACAAAAUUCCUCUCGCCGCAAAACUUGCUUUGCGACAACAAAAAUGCACACAUCAAUCUAUGCCAACAUUGAGUCUCAUUUUAAGUGUCAGUGUUGAUGUACAUCAUCUGAGAUGUUUAAUAUUCACUAUCACAUCAACUCUGUAAUCAAUUAUUCAAAUGUGUGCAACUGCAACUAAGAUGUAUUUUUCUAUAUGUAAUUUCAUUACUGAAUUAAUGAGAUGCCGGUCAUUACGACUGAAGUGACAUGAAAUAAUAACACAUGAUCACACUUGUCGUUUCACUUACACAAGUGUGUGUAAGAACACCAAAAAUAAUUUAUUGUACCUUACAAAAGGAGCAGUUCAGUAGUGGUGUGCAAGAAUCUGUCGAGAGAAGAGACCAAUACAAGUUCAGAUGCAAUAUUUUAGCGAGUGGUUGCUGAACGCAAGACAUCAGAUAAACUAUAUUCACAGUCCAGGACACACUCAUCAGAGAAUGGCAGAACCACCAGGCCUACAUCACUCAAUAGCACGCACCACUGCCACAGCAUAGCAUCAUCGUUAACUGUAAAGAAGUAAUUCCGCAAAUUUUUAAUAUCGCUACGGACCAACCAAUAAAAGACCACUAUAUUAUUGUUACUAUAUUGUAAAUUGCAAAAUAAUUUAUUGUUGAUGUUAAUAUAUGAAUUAGAAAAAUUUACAGUACUUACUUAUUUGAUUGUAAGUCAAAAUAAACAUCUAUAAUAUGUACACUAGAAUUUCAAUACUCCUGUUCAGAGUUACAAUAAAAUUCUUGCUCAAAUAAAAAAUUAAAAUUUUACCACCAAAA
Molecule: messenger RNA, 4536 nt
Organism: Bacillus rossius redtenbacheri
Lineage: Eukaryota; Metazoa; Arthropoda; Insecta; Phasmatodea; Bacillidae
Product: monocarboxylate transporter 2-like
Exons: 10
Coding region: 1-2238 (745 amino acids)
Biological process (GO): transmembrane transport
Cellular component (GO): membrane
Molecular function (GO): monocarboxylic acid transmembrane transporter activity
Source: RefSeq, a predicted model, not a curated record